Messenger RNA from Odocoileus virginianus texanus, 4865 nucleotides. It is a transcript of the gene SMAD9, whose product is annotated as SMAD family member 9. Gene Ontology annotation, molecular function: RNA polymerase II cis-regulatory region sequence-specific DNA binding; I-SMAD binding; DNA-binding transcription factor activity, RNA polymerase II-specific. Gene Ontology annotation, biological process: regulation of transcription by RNA polymerase II; transforming growth factor beta receptor signaling pathway; anatomical structure morphogenesis. Lineage: Eukaryota; Metazoa; Chordata; Mammalia; Artiodactyla; Cervidae. The record is from RefSeq and is a predicted model, not a curated record. Gene Ontology annotation, cellular component: heteromeric SMAD protein complex.
GUCCUGCCCACCCCAGGGCUUUGGAGAAAGUCAACCGCUUCCCAGCCUGCACUGGUCACAGUCACUUCCAGAACAAAGGAAGACCUAUGACGUCCCUGGGGACGUGGGACCUAUGACCUCCCAAGGGGCGUCCUCGCUCACUUCGCUCGGGCCCUGCAGGCAGUGAAGGGCUGUGGGUCCAGCUCCUGUGUGCACCGGGCGCCGGCAGUCCCCCCCGCUUAUGCACUCCAGCACCCCCAUCAGCUCCCUCUUCUCCUUCACCAGCCCGGCAGUGAAGAGACUGCUCGGCUGGAAGCAAGGAGAUGAAGAGGAAAAGUGGGCGGAGAAGGCGGUGGACUCUUUAGUGAAGAAGUUAAAGAAGAAGAAAGGCGCCAUGGACGAGCUGGAGAGGGCGCUCAGCUGCCCGGGGCAGCCCAGCAAGUGCGUGACCAUCCCCCGCUCCCUGGACGGGCGGCUGCAGGUGUCCCACCGCAAGGGGCUGCCCCACGUCAUCUACUGCCGCGUGUGGCGCUGGCCGGACCUGCAGUCUCACCACGAGCUGAAGCCGCUGGAGUGCUGCGAGUUCCCGUUCGGCUCCAAGCAGAAAGAGGUGUGCAUCAACCCCUACCACUACCGCCGCGUGGAGACGCCAGUGCUGCCGCCCGUGCUGGUACCCCGACAUAGCGAGUACAACCCUCAGCUCAGCCUCCUGGCCAAGUUCCGCAGCGCCUCCCUGCACAGCGAGCCUCUCAUGCCGCACAACGCUACCUACCCCGACUCCUUCCAGCAGCCUCCGUGCCCGGCCUUCCCGCCGUCCCCGUGCGCGGCCGGCUACCCCCACUCCCCGGGCAGCCCCUCCGAGCCGGAGAGCCCCUUCCAGCACUCAGAUUUUCGGCCAGUUUGCUACGAGGAGCCGCAGCACUGGUGCUCCGUCGCCUACUACGAACUGAACAACCGCGUCGGGGAGACAUUCCAGGCUUCCUCCCGAAGUGUGCUGAUCGAUGGAUUCACAGACCCUUCAAAUAACAGGAACAGAUUCUGUCUCGGACUUCUUUCUAACGUAAACAGAAACUCAACGAUAGAAAAUACCAGAAGACACAUAGGAAAGGGCGUGCACCUGUACUACGUUGGGGGAGAGGUCUAUGCCGAGUGCGUGAGUGACAGCAGCAUCUUCGUGCAGAGCCGGAACUGCAACUAUCAGCACGGCUUCCACCCAGCCACUGUCUGCAAGAUCCCCAGCGGCUGCAGCCUCAAGAUCUUCAACAACCAGCUGUUCGCUCAGCUGCUCGCCCAGUCUGUGCACCACGGAUUUGAAGUCGUCUAUGAGCUGACCAAGAUGUGCACCAUCAGGAUGAGCUUUGUCAAGGGCUGGGGAGCUGAGUACCAUCGCCAGGAUGUCACAAGCACGCCCUGCUGGAUUGAGAUCCACCUUCAUGGACCGCUGCAGUGGCUGGACAAAGUUCUGACUCAGAUGGGCUCCCCACACAACCCAAUUUCUUCAGUGUCUUAACAGUCCUGUCUCAAUGCACAUUUCUAUAGGGUAGAUGCUGUUGCAGGCAGUGGCUUAUAUCAUUUCAGAUUUGUGACUAACUGAAGUUUCUAAGUACACGUGUAAAUACAUUUAAUAUAUACUCAUCGUAUUUUGUAUCACCAUCUUGUUUUGUGCUUUCUAGUUAACCUGGUGCCACUACAACGCAAUGAGAAAAGCAGGUUUUUCGCACCUACGCUCUAAUAAGCAGCAGCUUCUUUUGUGGGAGAGAAGAAAUGAGAGGCAAGUCUGUGGACAGUGUUUGAAGGGUGCUGGCAGGACAAAGGCAGCUUUCGUCUGCCGUGUCACAUAAGGCAUGUUGUGUGGCCAGUCCAGAAAAAUACUAAAACUGUUUACGUAGUAAAAAUCAGGUACUGGCAGCACUAGGGCAAAUAACACUUUGGACAAAACAAAGCUAUCAAACCCGUAACAUUUAAAUAACUUCACUUCGAGUGCUGACAAAAAAAGAAAAUCAAGCUUGUAAAAUCAGUUAUGUAAGACAAGUCAUAUAAGCUUUAUUUCUGAAGUUGAAAUACCUGUAGGUAGACUGUUGUGCUGAUAUGAAUGGUACCUUUUAAAACAAAUUAAAACUGUGAUCGGAAGAGAAAGAAACUGUGAAGCUGAGAGCCAGGUUGCCUCAUUAUCUUAUCCACUGUACAAAAAAAAUAAAUGACUCUAAUAUGGGAAGAUAUUAUAAAUAUGAAAACAGCAUAAAAAGAGCUAUAUCUCCCAACUGCAAAAUAAGACCAGCACUUUCUUAGUCCAUGCAUCACCCACAGAGAUGCCUGCCUUCCACGUAGGAAAUCAGGUUCCUGUUCUGGUGAUUCACGGCAGGCAGCUCUGCAGAUCCGAGUCUGCACGGCAUGCUCGCUGUCCUUGUGGUUAAGUCCUGUGUGUGUGUGGAAGCAGCAGUAAAAUAAGAGCAGCGGAUAAAAACACCCUGUGUUUACUUAUUCCUUCUCACAUUCCCACGUUAACAGUCUCUAGGCGAGGGCACGUUUUGCCACAUGUUCCUCACACGUUGGUAAAUACUAACUCUUCACAGAUGACGCAGACAAUGUUCACUGAAGCCUUUGAAAAAUCCAGACACAUUGCUGCGAUCAAAUUUGAGUUAUUUAACUUAGUGUCUCUACCGAUUAAGUGACCUGCUGGUCAUAGGUGGUAGCCUCUUAUAAAACUAAAGCCUCAUACCUGGAAAUAACUUCCCAAAUAAGAUAGUAAUUCCAUAAUCCCUAUCAUUUCUGAGGAACAGUGGUCCUGAAUAACAGGACAUUUUUUAAAAAUGUAUACACAAUACCAAAACCUGUUAUUUACCCUUGGAUGAUAAAGAGAGGGCCGUUUACCAAAUUUCUAGGUACUUUCAUAUAUAUAUAUAUAUAUAUAUAAUUCCCACCCACUGAACACUGCAUUGCUUGGAAAAUUAUUUCACACCCUCUUUAAAAUGUGUAAUUUAAAAAGGUAAUUAUGCUUGUUAACAGACGGUACUUCAGUGAUCCAGGAGGUUUCUUCAUUUAUAAAUUCUGUCUCAACUCUUUCUAGCAUUAGUGUAUAGUAGCUGUUCCUCAUUAAAUUGUAAUCAAGGUAGGAAUGAUCAUAUGAAAACAAUGUAUGCGUGAGCUACUGCCGUCACCUGUUGUAAUGACUAGUGUUACCUAGGAGAAGCUUUCAUAUAUACAAUAGAAAAUAUCACAUUUUACAUUAAAGCUAGGUGGUCCAUUUAGUGUUUAGAGAACUCUGUAGUUUAUUGGUUCACCAACUAUGUAUGUACCCGGCACAGUGUUAGGUACUGUGGAGUCAAUGUACACAAGAAAUUGUCCCAGCCCUCUGGAGCUGAGAGUCUACACGGAAAUCUGUAGAAUCAUCUUCAUGUUUCAAGAACUAUUAAAACAAAACAUGUGCUCUUUUUUAUGCUUGAAGAAAAUAUAAUUGAUUUCCUAAUUAUCUCUAUUUUGAAACUGAUUUCCCAUCUCUUCUGAGCAAUCAAGUCAUGAAUGAAGACAUCCUUAGAUAAAUGAGGCUUUUCUUCUUUGUCUCAAAGUUGGAUUUUUCUCCUCUUGCUUCCCUAUUUUCCAGUAAUUCCCUAUGUCUCCUUUCCUUGGAAAAGGCAUUAGUAUGGCGAAGUCUUCCUCAAAUGAGUACUACUGCACAAAACAGCAUGAGGUACACGUGGCUUGGGCUCCAGGGAUCAAACAUCGCUUUAUCCAUCAGUGGUCAGACUCCUCCUCUGGUAACCUUACACCUUUACAGAUUCAAUCGGUACUAGUUGCUUAUAAAUGACAUGAAAAAAUACACUGGCUUUCCACGCAGCUUUGGGAAACCAGGACAGAAUAUUCCAGUGAAUUGGAAUUCUAUCUUCAAAAAAUAAAUGAUUAAAGUGGUACGUAUGCAUCACUACCAGGCCAGGUCUGUCUCACCAAAAGCCUUUAUUAAGAUACUGUGAAAUUCAGAGAAUUUAGAAGUGAUGGGAAGUUAGCCCUUAAGUCAUUGUAACAUAGUCACAUUUUAGAUCAGUGUUUUAAAUUUUUUUCUGGUAAGAACUGUUAAAAGUUGUAAGGCAGAAUUUGAUUUCUGACUUCUAAAUGUGCUUAUUUAGCAUUCAAUCCUUGAGGCAGACAGUCCAAACAAUGUCUUCACAUUCUUUUAUAGGACUGUGAGCAAAGUGGACAUGCUAAGCCAUAAAUUGCAUCAGCAAUUGCCAAACAUGUUUAAGGUUGCUAUAGACAAGGGUCGUGCAACAGAGAACAGUAUCUGGCCUGCUCACAAGACUCAGAGCAUUUAUAGUGCUGUUCAAGUCUGGGUUUUGUUUUUUCUCCUGUUAAAAAUUUGAGAUGUAAAAAUUUUUAGUUAGGUGAUAUUUUAAUACCUACCAGUGCUUUGGAACUAUUAAGAUGUCAAUUCUCAAUACAUUUACUUUAUGUUAUUUUUUUUACACUCAGUUUAAAUCAGAAAAAGUUGGACAACUACCUAGCAUUUAGAAUCUCCUUUUCAUUGUUUUCUUAGGAAGUCAAUACCCUGUCACAGCAACAAAAAUAUUUUUUAGGUAUUGCUUGUUAGACUUCAAGCACUGGCUUAACUUUGAUUAUGUCCUGAAUAUUUGAUAUACAUAGUCAACAAAUGAAGCAAAAUAUAACAUGCAUUCCAAAUUUUGUCUUCUCCUGUUAAGGAUUUAAUGGCCGAACUAUAUGACAAAUUACAUGAUCUUGGUGUAUGUUAAGUUCAAAUUAAUGUAAAACAAACUAACAAAAAAGAAACUAUUUCUAUUUAAGUCAUUUUUUAUUAUAGCUAUGCCUCAGUUAUCCUUCAAAUGCACACUUACACUGUUAUCUGAUUGUUUAUAAUAAAGAAUACUGUACCUAAA